This is a messenger RNA of Pseudophryne corroboree (corroboree frog), 1696 nucleotides long. It is a transcript of the gene DIMT1, whose product is annotated as DIM1 rRNA methyltransferase and ribosome maturation factor. Gene Ontology annotation, molecular function: rRNA (adenine-N6,N6-)-dimethyltransferase activity. The coding region runs from base 108 to 965 and encodes 285 amino acids. Gene Ontology annotation, cellular component: nucleolus. Gene Ontology annotation, biological process: rRNA methylation. The record is from RefSeq and is a predicted model, not a curated record. The transcript is spliced from 12 exons. NCBI's taxonomy places the organism in Eukaryota, Metazoa, Chordata, Amphibia, Anura, Myobatrachidae.
AUCAUACCCCAUGGCAGAGUUCCCCCGUGGCCGCCUCCCGUGUGCCCCCCGAACUUACCGCCGCCGCUGGAUGUGCUCUGCACUGUGCGCUCUGAGCCUGAGGGGUUAUGUUCAACACAGGAAUCGGCCAGCAUAUUCUGAAGAACCCUCUUAUAGUGAACAGCAUUAUUGAGAAGGCUGCUAUACGACCAACAGAUGUUGUGCUAGAGGUUGGUCCUGGUACAGGAAAUAUGACCAUUAAGUUAUUAGAAAAAGCAAAAAAGGUUGUUGCUUGUGAACUUGACACCCGUCUUGUCGCUGAGCUUCAGAAACGAGUUCAAGGCUCAGCUGUUGCAAAUAAACUUCAAGUCAUGGUUGGUGAUGUUUUGAAGACGGAUCUGCCUUUUUUUGACCUCUGUGUGGCCAAUUUACCUUACCAGAUUUCCUCUCCGUUUGUAUUCAAACUACUGCUUCACAGACCCUUUUUUAGGUGUGCAGUGCUGAUGUUCCAAAGAGAGUUUGCAAUGCGUCUGGUAGCCAAACCAGGAGACAAGUUAUACUGCCGGCUGUCCAUUAACACGCAGCUGCUGGCUCGUGUCGACCACCUCAUGAAAGUGGGAAAGAACAAUUUCAGACCCCCUCCAAAAGUGGAGUCCAGUGUUGUGAGAAUAGAGCCUAAAAAUCCUCCACCACCCAUCAACUUUCAGGAAUGGGACGGCUUAGUACGGAUUGCCUUUGUAAGGAAAAACAAAACCCUUGCUGCAGCAUUUAAAUCCAGUGCAGUCCAGGAGCUGCUGGAGAAGAAUUACAGGAUACAUUGCUCUCUCCAUAAUAUUACAAUUGAAGAAAACUUCAGUAUAGCAGUAAAAAUUGAAAAGAUUCUUGGAGACACUGGCUUUAGUGAGAAACGAGCACGUUCUAUGGACAUGGAUGACUUCAUUAGGUUACUUCACGGAUUUAAUGCAGAUGGAAUACACUUCUCAUAAAAGAAUUGGAGACUUUUUCACUUUGCCUAAUACAAACUCAGUAUUGUAGUAUUUGUUUACUACUGCUCUCCGUAUGCAACACAUAUUUGGAGACAGAUAAGAGGCUAUAGUUUUGGGAUCAUAAAACCCUUCAAAGAUUAGGAGAUAACGACCUGUAUCCUGAGCUUACACUCUAUGUGGAUAUGGUAUGACCUGCUGCAGAAUAUUGAGCGAUGACAACGCAGAAAAUGCUUUAUCCUCUAAAAUAAGUUUUGUAUAAGACAUGUACAGAUGUGUCCUCUUACAUCAUUGCUCCAUGCGCUACAAGUGGCCUUACACAUAACACGCGAGUGCCGUGUGACUCGGUAGCACUGAGCGUCUAUUUUUUUUUAGGCAUAUUUUGCAGCGAAAAUGCGUCUUAGACUCAAUGUAAUGUAAUAGGACGCACAUGCAGCUUCUGCUGAUUAAAAUGAUAUGCAGCGUGCCUAUGUUCUGUGCGUGACUGCGGCAUGGUGUGACUUGAAGGGCUUUUUAGCGUAACUGCAGCAAAAAUGUAAGAGGACACAUCUGUAAUAUGUACAGUAACUAUGCUCUGUCAUUCAAAGAUACAUUUAUAGUAUCCUUUCCAAGCCACCUUCCACAGACUAUUGGUAGUUCUUUUUCUAAAGUAAUCACUGGAUGCUUUUUAUCUAUUAACUAGAGAAGUCUUUUUAAAAAAAAAUGUAAAUUAAAAACAAUUAUUAACCAUGUCA